Hylaeus volcanicus is the source of this 6189-nucleotide messenger RNA. It is a transcript of the gene Grd, whose product is annotated as gamma-aminobutyric acid receptor alpha-like. Gene Ontology annotation, molecular function: extracellular ligand-gated monoatomic ion channel activity; GABA-A receptor activity; neurotransmitter receptor activity. The transcript is spliced from 9 exons. NCBI's taxonomy places the organism in Eukaryota, Metazoa, Arthropoda, Insecta, Hymenoptera, Colletidae. Gene Ontology annotation, biological process: monoatomic ion transmembrane transport; chemical synaptic transmission; nervous system process. Gene Ontology annotation, cellular component: membrane; neuron projection; synapse. Bases 2700 to 4265 code for a protein of 521 amino acids. The record is from RefSeq and is a predicted model, not a curated record.
UCAAUGUCCCGGGUUCGAUCUCUGCAGGAAAUAUCACGUCAUCGUUACUCAUCGUCACUCGGUGCCCUGGACACGAUGCAUCACGAAGAUGAAAACCAUAAACGACCCUUUUCCGAACUCCCACCAUCAUUUUACAGAUGUCAUAUCACGUCGUAUAUCUCUACGUUACAGCAGUGACUAACGAAUCCAUGCCAAUUGUUCAACAAUGAAUCUAGAGGAGAUUUCAAAUUUUGUCUUUCAUAAAAGAUAUUUAAUUUUCAAAUUUUAUGUGAAACAUGUUAAGCGAGUGCAUUUUAAGACUAUUUAUAGCCUAUUAAAACCUAAUUGCCGAUAGAAGAGGAACUUUAACCCACGAUAGUUCAUCGAUGAUGUCGUUAUCUUCCGUUAAAAUCGCUGAUAUCCUUUUUCUUCAGCCUCUCCUCGAUAACCUUUUUCUUAAGCGUCCUUUUGCGAAGAACACUUUUACGCUUUUUUAAUUAAAUUGUUAAAUAUCGUCGUCAAGCUUCCCCUGGUACCUUCUCGAACUUGGAAAAUUGUUCGUCCAACGUAGCAAAAUGACGAGUAAAUAUUUCCUCUUAAACUAGAGUUAGAAAAAUAACGACCGAGAUUUUCAGACGAAAAUUAUUCGUUCAGAUUCAGAGAUUGUUUCUCCCUUAAUUUUCAUAGCGUGCGUACCUUCGACAAGGUUUGUCGGAUUCUAAUAACUUCCGUUCAAGGCCUGGUAUCGAUAAUCCCAUUGUGAAGUGGGUAUCGAGAAAACUCCGGGGUUGAAUGGAGUGCCGUAGUACCGCAGGAGACUGCUAAUGCACUGUCAACAAUGGAUCUUUCACCGCGAAAUCUCUUCCUCCUGGAACGAAUUCACCCUCUACCGAUUCCUGAACCGUGAUUAUUAUUAACAUUUAAACGAAUACUAUAUGGAAAAAAUAAUAAUUUAAAAUUUGAAGCAGAGGAAGUAAUAAUAAUAUGCAUGAUUCACUUUUGAUCAAGUCUGAAAAUAUUCUUCAAUUUAUAAUUUCACUAUCGUGUUCAAUUAAAAGCUUGGUUGUUUUGCAUUUACUUGUUCAAAAUAGAUAGAUUCGAUAAAAUUGAAAUAAAAUAGAGUAUCGUAACAAAGAAAGGUGCUACAAUAAACACGUUUGACAAUAGGAAUGAUUGUUAGGACCUCCAAUUCUUAAAACAGAAUCCGACUGUUCUAAUUUUAGCUCGACGCUUCUUGGUUACCGCCACUUGUUGCCUCCUACUUACAAUUGUGCUAUUCUCACUCCGUUUCUAUCGCACUGCUUCAAUGGUCACGACGAAUACAUUUUCAGAAUACAUGAUUCGCAUCAAAAACAGUCUCGAAAAAGUUCGUACGUUCUAAUAAAUGACACUUUUACAAGUAACAUACUUAAUCGUUGCAAUGACAGGUUGGUUGGAAAGAUAUUUUAGGUAGGAAUUAUUAUGAGAAGUCUUGAAGGCUCUAAUUAUAGUUUAAAACCAAGUGGAUUUAAAUCUAGGCUAUCAAGGAGCGAGUCUUGAGCUGAAAUGAAUUCUUGGAAAUUGUUCCGCGGCCACUCUCGAGUUGUUUUCUGAUUAGUGGGAACUACUCUUUGUAAGCUGCGGAGAAGUCUUGUUAAAACCCACCUUUGCCGUCGAGAGAGUGGCCGCUCUGCUACUUGGACACCACGAGUGCCUUCUGAAUAAACUGAGGAUAAUAAUAAUAAUAAUAAUAAUAAUAAUAAUAAAAGGGAUGCGACAAAAUUAACGAAGAUGAUUACAUUGUAAUAUGUUUGAUUAUAGGUUGAGGAUUACUUGACUGAAUCGGUCAAAAUUCACUGGAAAGUAAAAUUAAGAAGAAUGGUUGAUUGUUUGCAAAAAAAAAAGAUUACAAACAAUGUAUACAUACAAUUGUCCAAUAAUUUUAUUUGUUUUUAGAUAAUCAGAACAAGAAAAUUUGGAAGCCUGCAGUGAAUAUAACGCGCCAAAAAAAAAAGGGAAGUAAACAAGGGACGAUAGUCCCGAUGGAAAAAUCCGCGAAUGAGAAGUUCGUAGUUGAAAGGGUAGUUAAAAAGAAAAUUAAUAAAUGCGGAAGUUUCGAUCACGUGGGUGACUGGUGGUCGGUGGUCCAUGAAGAACAUUCAAUAUCGAAUCAUCGAGGGAAGAAACGGUCCUCGAAGAACUAUGUGUUUGACCAACUUCCUAAAAGUGGUUGCAGUUUGUGGUGGGGUGACGACAGAGAGAGAGAGAGAGAGAGAGAGAGAGAGAGAGAGAGAGAGAGAGAGCGAGAGGGGGGGGGGAGGGGUUGGAACGAGCAUGAAAGCACGAGGAAGAGGAUCAGUGUACCAGAGAAAGAGGGUAGCGGCAAGUGCGGAGCUGCCACCCUUCGUCAGCUGUCCUGUACGAGGCAGCCAGUACGCGUCGUGGCUUCGCCACGUGCUUCUCGUGUCUUUGGAAAGUUUUGUGACCGAUCAUUGUGCGCCAAGUUUUCACAUUUUCGACGGGUUCCCGCUCGUCCAGACUCGAGACACGAGCUUCCGUGAUUUCACAAUGGGAUCGAUUGAAAGGAUUUCGACGAACUCAUCAUCAGCGUUCAUCGUUUGGUUCUCGUGACUGCGCGAUGAGGGGACCAUUACAACGUCACCGAUGGAACCUCCAAUCUGCGAAGAUCGAGCAUAAUAGAAGCAGAAAGUGUCGAAACGCUCGGCGUUUGAAGCGAAUUGAUGAACGAACCACGACGCGUUGUAAGGGAGGAUCAGUCCCAGGACAUCAUGAAGCAGCAAGUCCUACUGGCCCUCGCCAAUCUAAUCACAUCCUACGCAUCCUUUCUAGCUGCGACGGGGACGAAACCGUCCACGAGGCAGAGGACGCAGAGCAACAAUCACAGCAACAUCAGCGAUCUGCUGGACAAUCUGCUUCGCGGUUACGACAACAGCGUUAGACCGGACUUCGGUGGACCGCCGGCCACCGUUGAGGUCGACAUCAUGGUACGCAGUAUGGGUCCGAUUUCAGAAAUUGAUAUGACGUACUCGAUGGAUUGCUAUUUUCGUCAAUCAUGGGUGGAUCGACGUUUGGCUUUUCAAGGGGGUAAGGAGACGCUGGCGCUCAGUAUAUCGAUGCUGAAGAGGAUCUGGAAACCGGACACGUACUUUUACAACGGCAAGCACAGUUACUUGCACACGAUCACCAGCCCCAACAAGUUCGUCAGACUCUAUCAAGACGGCAGAGUGCUCUACAGUUCGAGGCUCACGAUCAAAGCUGGAUGUCCCAUGAAUCUCGAAAAUUUCCCGAUGGACACGCAGAGGUGUCCCCUGCAAUUUGGCAGCUUCGGUUACACGAAGAGGGACGUGGUCUACAAAUGGAACAGCGCGCGACAAGUGGCAAUCGCGGAGGACAUGAAAUUAUCUCAAUUCGAUCUGGUCGCCAAUCCAACUGCGAAUCAUUCCACGUUACCUACUCCCGCGCACGCCGAUUACUCGAUGCUGCUGGUGCACUUUCAUCUUCAAAGGCACAUGGGCAAUUUUCUCAUACAAGUAUACGGACCCUGUGUAUUACUGGUCGUUCUAUCCUGGGUGUCCUUCUGGUUAAAUAGAGAAGCCACUGCUGAUCGCGUGUCGCUCGGGAUAACCACCGUGCUGACGAUGACGUUUCUGGGAUUGGAGGCCCGCACCGACCUGCCGAAAGUUCCUUAUCCCACUGCCCUAGACUUCUUCGUCUUCCUCUCGUUCGGGUUCAUUUUCGCCACCAUCAUACAAUUCGCGGUAGUCCACUACUUCACCAAGUACGGAUCAGGGGAGUGUUACUUCAGCUCCGACCUCAGUGAAACCGAGAGUUCCAGCGACGAAGAAGAACAACCCCCGCGACCGGUAUCGCAGCUGUCACAAGUGGCACCAGUGGCCCAGGUCCACGCAAAAUCUCCGAGCACCUCAACGGGCAGGGAGAAUCCCAGCCGCAAUUUCACCAUGAACGAGGCUGGUUUGAUCGAGGUGAUACCUCUAUCCGCGAUUCCAGCUCCCAGCAGGGAUCCUAGGCUUGGCCACUGGCAGAUGUCCUGCGUGGCCUGUAGUCCACCUCCGCGUCAACCUCCACCUCCGCGACAACCUCCGCCACCUACAGUGAAGCAAACCACUGGCAGAAAACGACGCAGAAGAACGCCCAGGUACAACUCGGUUUCGAAGAUAGACCGCGCGAGCCGCGUCGUAUUUCCUCUGCUCUUCAUGACGUUGAACGUCUUUUACUGGUACGCCUACCUGAAGAGGAGCGAACGCAUAACGUCUCACAACACGUGAGACAAGCCAGCAAAUCCGAAGGAAUUUCGAGCUCGUCGGGGAAACUCGAGGAUAAGUCCGUCUUCUUGGUCGACCAAUCUACAAUAGGUACAUUAAGUAAACGUGUACACGGAACGGGAAUUGUUUCGUCAAUCGUUUCGGAAUCUUUAUCGAGCUUUAGGCGAGGACUGAGCAGAUCUCUGUGAACACUACAGGGCAAAUGUAUGCAUGGAUGUGUGUGGAUGUAUCAGUUGCGCUGUGUUCUUGUCAGCUGAGGAAGCCAUAAUUGGCUCGACGAUACUUCCUCUGAAGAUGUGACCAAGACCCAAGUCGAGCGAACUAGAGGAGCAGCGACAAGAUGUACUCUUCUCGUUAGGAACAUUAUUCAAUUGCUGAUGAAGCCGCACAAAUUUUCCUACGCGAAGAGUUUCCCAGAAGGGAAAAAGACUUCAGGAUUUUUUGUUUGGUAAAACGUUGAUGAUCCAGAAUCCAACAGAUAUCCAGCUAUCGAUAGACCCUGGGUCUCUAUUUGUCAUACUUCAAAAAAUGAUUCCUUCUUUCCCGCCAAUACUUGAGACCGAACCAAGUUUCGAAAGCAUUUAAUCAUCGAUUGAAUGGUGUUCCUGACCAGCUGACGUGAAUUCGUGUCGCCAGAUAUACAGGGUAUCCCAUUUUAAUCAGUCCAAAAUUACUAGCAUAUUUUAUCCUAUACAUUCUUACCAACAGUGCUCUACCUUGUCGACACAAUACUCUACCUUACACACCCUUACCAACAGAAUACUCUACCUGCUAUAGUUUCCUCUAUACAUGAUUCAGGUAAGGAAACAUAAUUUUUUGUUGUAUCUACGUUCGUUUAAUUUAUGUUGGGCAAUCCUGUAUAUCUGAAUCUAGUAAAGACUGGAGCAAACUUUUGGUGUACGAUUACUAGGCUGCAGAAAAAAUAUGCAAAAUAUACGAGCAAGUGAUGUAUAGAGUAUACUGAACGAACAUAUACGCAUAACAUGUGUGAUAUGCAAACGCAUGUCUACGACUGUGACUGUGGUCAUAACGAUUUAUGAGUUACAAUGAUAAUGAUAAUGAUGAUGAUGGUUAUUAAGGUUUUGGUUGCUAUGUCUAGAUAUAAUAAUGAUGACAGCGACAUUUGCACAUAGUGCAUACAUGCAGCACACUUGCAUGUAUUCAUAAGUGCAUACAAAGUAUGCUUUUGCAUAAACAUCUGCAGUCUAAUAAUUACGAAUGUCUAAUUACAGAUCGCAAGUGUAGUUUGUAAUUAACGAUCGAAUUAACGAUUGAUCGAUUAAUGAUUAUUUUUAUCAUGAUUACCUCGUUAAUCAAUUACAGAAGUGAUACCAAAAUAAUCGAUUACUGCCGAAGUCUGCCCGAAGGUAGAUAUCAAACCUCUCUAAUUUCGGUUCGAAUUUCGAGUGAAGAAAUAAAUAGUUGCAUUUCACCAGAGGCAGGCAAAAUUUUAUUUGAAUAAUAGACGACGUAUAAAAGCACCGUAUUGCGAUUUAUUUGCAAUGUUUAUUCGAUUGUUCGGUUAUUAGCUGUUAGACAAGCUUUUAUUCUUAUCUAAUUUUGUCUGUCUUUGAAUUAUACCAUUGUCAACGGUUCUUGCAAAUUCCCAGAUGUUCAGUCUAUAAUCUGAGGAUUAACACUCGCCACCCGUAUGUUUGUGGGAGAACAAGUUUCAAGUACAAAUGAUGUGAUGUGUAUGAUAAAUAUAUUAAAAGCUGUUUUAAAUUCCUAUUGAAUGUAAGUUACAUUAAGCAAGGAGAAAGGAAAAAGGCACGAACCAGUAUGUUCUGUGUCAAGGUGUAUAUAUUGUCAAAGAGAAAUAUGGAAAAUAUGUUUUAACCUUUAGAGGAACGUUUAGCGAAUGAAAAUAGAAGAAUCAAAUUAUAAUGCGUAUUAGGUGCGACAAUAAAAAUCAAUUUUAAAAACA